Messenger RNA from Pseudogymnoascus destructans, 1683 nucleotides. RefSeq lists its product as uncharacterized. Gene Ontology annotation, molecular function: RNA binding. The coding region runs from base 1 to 1683 and encodes 560 amino acids. The transcript has 6 exons. Lineage: Eukaryota; Fungi; Ascomycota; Leotiomycetes; Thelebolales; Thelebolaceae. The record is from RefSeq and is a predicted model, not a curated record.
AUGGGUCCGAAAAAGAAGGAACAGCAGAAGAUGUCCCUCGGGGCCUUCAUGACUGAUGAGAAACUUGGAUCCUGGGCUGAUGAGAUGGAGGAUAUGCCAGUCUACUCUCGUUCUGGAUAUGGCGCCGAAAAGCGAACUUACGGCUCUACAAACACUACCUUCGGAAGCGGUAACCUAGCUGGAUACUCUGUCAGAGAGGAACUACCUCUCCCAGAUAAGCCACCUUAUACUGUGCAUCUAGGAAAUCUCUCAUUCGACGCUACCGUUGGUGACGUGACGGAUUUCUUUGCUGAUUGCGAAUGCACCAAUGUUCGCAUCAUCGAAGACAAGCUCGAAAUGAAACCCAAGGGGUUUGGAUAUGCAGAGUUUGGUUCCCGCGAAGGCCUGAUCAAGGCGUUGGCGCUUUCCGGAUCGCAAUUCCAGGGCAGAAACAUCAGAGUCAGCGUCGCAGAUCCACCCAAAGAUCGUGAUCGCCCGGAUGUUCGUGAAUUGGGAGACUGGAGUCGCAAGGGACCAUUGCCCGACCUGCCAGGUCGCGGAGGAAACGACCGCCGAGCACCUGAGAGAGGGUUUGCAUCCGGAAGAACAUUUGGCGAUGGAGGCUCGGAAUCCGGCGGUGAUCGUAGAGAGCGCCGCGAUCCAUUCCCUCAGGAUGAUGGAAAGGUCAGAGACCUUGGCAACUGGGAGCGUCGCGGGCCAUUGUCCACAGUUCCCCAACAGGAGCGCCAAACGAGCACCAGAGAAGGGGGCCGUAGCAGCACAGUUGAUGGGCCACGUGCGGAAGGGUUCAAAGAUAGGAGAGCAUCGCCAGCUGCAUGGGGAGAGGGCCGUACCCAGGACUCUCAGGAUGGCUCGAGACCUCCAAGACGCGAGUUUCAGGAGCGCCCAGUUGCUGAUAGAGCUCCAACUGCCGCAGAGCAGGAUAGCCAAUGGCGAACAAAGAUGAAGCCAGACGCCCCAGUUGCACCAGCUGCGACUUCGCCGCUGCCAUCGAGAGAUGGUAGUGAAGGCCCGGCUUCUCCCGCACCAGCCUCUGCAGCCCCUGUUGGAAGACCAAAGCUGAACCUGACAAAGCGCACAGUGUCUGAAGCAGCUGACGUGGCUUCACCAGCAUCUGCUACUGGCGAUGCUAAGGCUAGCCCAUUCGGUGCAGCACGUCCUAUUGAUACUGCUGCCAAAGAAAGGGAGAUCGAAGAGAAACGAGUUGCUGCGCUAAAGGAGAAAAAGGAGGCCGAUGACAAGUCUCGCGAGGAAAAGCGCAUCGCCAAGGAAGCUGCAAAGGGAGAAAAGACCGAAGGUGAAACUGAUGAUGGCACACCAACUGCAGAGAUUGUGAAGAAGACGGAUGGUCUUACCCUGGAAGAAGAAUCUGCGACUCAAGACACCACCGACUCCAAGCCUAAAGAGGCGGCUCAGCAGAAACCCGCUGAUACUGGGGCCUGGAGACGCCCUGCAGCUGGCCCAAAGCCCCCCCGAAGCGAUGUCCCAAGGGGUCCUCGCGGUGAUGGACCGCCACGUGGUCCUCGCAAUGAUUCCAACAGAGGUCCAGGGCCACGAGCCAACGGUGGAGCUCCACCAUCCGGCGCAGCCGCCGAGCAGGUGGCAGAGGCUCCAGAGGAAGACGGCUGGAGCACGGUCUCAAAACCUAAAAAGAACCAGCGUGGUGGCGCACGUGGUAUUUAA